CGCUUUCUGUAUGUAACACACAGUACAGUGUAAAUAAAACUUGAAAAUCAGGAGGAAUUACGCGUUUUUUGGUUAAUUUGGGAUAAAGAAUAAGAAAUCAGAACUUCUAUCAGCUUACUGUUGAAAUUGACAGAAAACGAUGGCUCCAAAUACACAACUCGAGAUCAGUGUGAUUUGUGCUUCAAAUCAAAACCGGAGUAUGGAGGCACACAAUUUGCUCAAAAAUGCUGGAUACCAGGUUGACUCUUUUGGUACAGGAAGUGCAGUACGCCUUCCGGGUCCCAGUAUCGAUAAGCCGAACAUUUACCCAUUUGGUUAUCCUUAUGACAGCAUUUACAAAGAAUUGGAGUCUCAGGAUUCUCGUCUCUACACGGCGAAUGGACUCCUCAAGAUGUUAGACCGGAAUCGACAUAUCAAACGUGCUCCGAAUCGCUGGCAAGACCAAGAGUCAAUUUACGAUGUGGUGAUUACUUGUGAAGAACGCUGUUAUGAUGCGAUUUGUGAAGACUUGUACCGUCGAGGCGAAUCGAAGAGUCGACCUGUAUACUUAAUUAAUGUCGACAUCAAAGAUAACCACGAAGAAGCCAGUGUUGGAGGCAAGGCCAUUCUCGAUCUUGUGCAGCGGCUUAAUGAUGCUAAGGACUCUUUUGAAGAUGAAUUUACUAACGUAAUGGCUGAAUGGCAAGCAAAACACCCAACUCUUCCUGCUCUUUACACGAUUCAUUUCUUUUAAUGAAUUUAUUCCUACGGCUCAGUAUACGUACUAUGCUAGUUCGUUCCACCUCGUUGGUAUCAUACAAUUUCGUAACGCUUUGUUUCGCCUCGUUAUGUUAUGGAAUCGGUAGUGGAUUAUAAUGCACAGCAACUUCCUGUAAAUUUCCUGCGUCCUUUUCAUGGUGAUGUCUGUAUGAAAAGUUCUUUCUGCCUAACUGAUC
Messenger RNA from Schizosaccharomyces cryophilus OY26, 935 nucleotides. RefSeq names its product phosphoric ester hydrolase Ssu72. Gene Ontology annotation, biological process: termination of RNA polymerase II transcription. Gene Ontology annotation, molecular function: RNA polymerase II CTD heptapeptide repeat phosphatase activity. The transcript has 2 exons. Gene Ontology annotation, cellular component: nucleus; mRNA cleavage and polyadenylation specificity factor complex. Bases 140 to 733 code for a protein of 197 amino acids. NCBI's taxonomy places the organism in Eukaryota, Fungi, Ascomycota, Schizosaccharomycetes, Schizosaccharomycetales, Schizosaccharomycetaceae. The record is from RefSeq and is a predicted model, not a curated record.